Molecule: messenger RNA, 1626 nt
Organism: Rotaria sp. Silwood2
Lineage: Eukaryota; Metazoa; Rotifera; Eurotatoria; Philodinida; Philodinidae
Source: the annotation of a GenBank genome assembly
AUGAUGGUCAUCGCUGAGUGGAAGAAUCAUCGUAUCACUCAAUGGAAGAUGGAUGAUACGAAUGGACAAGUAGUAGCUGGUGGCCAUGGCCAAGGAAAUCAAUUGGAUCAAUUGAAUUAUCCAACCGAUGUAUUGAUCGACAAAGAGAAUGAUAGUCUCAUUAUUUGUGAUCUAGGGAAUCAACGCGUCGUACAAUGGUCUCGUCGUAGUGGCACAACUCAAGGAGAAAUCCUCAUUGACAACAUCGAUUGUUAUGGAUUCGCCAUGGAUGAUCAGAGAUAUCUCUACAUAUCUGACUACCCGAAAGAUGAAGUAAGACGAUAUCAAAUAGGAGACAAGAAUGGAACUCUCGUGGCCGGUGGCCAUGGCAAUGGUUCUGGUCUCAAUCAACUCAACGCUCCGGGCUACAUCUUUGUCGAUCGACAACAGACUGUCUACGUGUCAGACUACCACAAUCAUCGUGUGAUGAAAUGGAAAAAAGGUGCAAAAGAAGGAAUUGUCAUCGCUGGUGGUCAAGGCCAAGGGGGUGCUUUGACACAAUUGUCGUAUCCUCAAGGACUGUUCGUCGAUACGUUGGGUACCAUCUGUGUGGCAGAUUCGGGAAAUAAUCGAGUGAUGCUUUGGCCUGAAGGAGCGAAACAGGGCACUGUCAUUGCAGGUGGAAAUGGUCAAGGAGCAGGAGCAAAUCAGUUCAACGGUCUCGAAGCAAUUCCUAAUAUUCCCAUCAAUGCCCAAUGGGCACAGAAUGGUAUCACUGUGGCUGGAGGAAAUCGACAAGGCAAUGGAAUCAAUCAACUCUCUAACUCAUUGGGUUUGUAUGUUGAUGAUGAUCAAACUGUCUAUGUCGCUGAUCAGUGGAAUCAUCGUAUUGUGGAAUGGAAAUGGGGUGCGACGAGUGGCCAAGUGGUUGCCGGUGGAAAUGGGCAAGGAAGUGGGGCCCAUCAGUUGUAUAGCCCACAAGAUGUGAUUGUCGACAAAGAGAGAGAUAGUCUCAUCAUCUGCGAUUAUUCGAAUAAAAGAGUGGUUCGAUGGCCUCGUCGAAAUGGGACAAGUGGAGAAACGAUCAUCUCGAACAUCGAUUGUGUGAGUUUGACAAUGGACGAGAAUGGAUCUCUCUAUGUCACUGACUAUGGAGAAAAUGAAGUGAGACGAUAUCGAAGAGGAGAAUCUCAAGGAACAGUGGUUGCAGGUGGCAAUGGAAGUGGAAAUCGUCUCGAUCAACUCUCUUCUCCACAAUACGUAUUCGUCGAUCGAGAUCAUUCAGUGUACGUGUCUGAUUGGAGAAAUCAUCGUGUGAUGAAAUGGGUGGAAGGUGCAAAACAAGGCAUUGUCGUGGCUGGUGGUCAAGGAGAAGGAAAUGGUCUUACACAAUUGUAUUAUCCUGAAGGAGUCGUUGUCGAUCAAUUGGGCACUCUCUAUGUGGCUGAUAGAGGGAAUGAUCGAAUCAUGCGUUGGCCCAAAGGAGCCACACAGGGAAGUGUCAUUGUUGGUGGAAACGGUAGAGGAAAACAAUCGAACCAACUCAAUGAGCCCAUCGGUUUGUCAUUCGAUCGACACGUCAAUCUCUAUGUCGUCGAUUGGGGAAAUCAUCGAAUGCAAAAAUUCAAUGUCAAUUCAAAUCCAUAA